UCUUCCGUUCCCUCCGUUCCUGUUCUUCUUUGCUACAAGACUUUAUCUGUCUGACUACUGCUGGGCACAGCUUCCUCGAAGCCAAAAUGUCAAAAUCAAUCAUAAGGUCAAUCAAGAACGUCACGAUCGGGUACUCGGUCAACCAGGUCAAAGUUCGGAAUGCAACCAGCAAUGAUCCUUGGGGUCCCAACUCUACCGAGAUGGAAGAAAUCGCCCAGCUGACUUUCGAUUUAACGGCGUUUCACGAGAUCAUGGAAAUGGUUGACCGUCGUCUCAACGACAAGGGCAAGAAUUGGCGGCAUGUGCUAAAGGCUUUGGUUCUUCUGGAUUACCUGAUCCAUUCUGGGUCUGAAAACGUCGUCGUAUGGGCCAAGGAGAAUAUCUACCUGAUCCGAACGCUCCGGGAAUUUCUCUACGUCGACGAAGAAAAUAAGGAUCAGGGCGCGAAUGUGCGCGCCAAGGCCAAAGAUCUUACCGGUCUUUUGAACGACGACGAGAGAAUACGAGCUGAACGAUCCAACAGGAGUCUGAUGCACAGCCGAAUCAACAGCGGUCGGAUUGCAGACGAAGUCCCUGAAAGACUAGGCAGGAUUAUGCCUACCCAGCAGUCGGAGAGACUCGACCCUUACGGUAUUGGUGUCGAUGCCCGAUCGUCAGCGAUCGAUGCCAGCGCGGAUGAGACCCAACUUGAUCCCGAACUGAGACAGGCGAUUGCUGAGAGCAAGCUGACUGCUGCAGAGGAGGAGUCUAGACGUCGCGAGCGGGAGACAAUUCCAGAUGAAGACGAAGAUCUGGCGCGAGCGUUGAAGCUGAGCGAAGAAGAGGCUCGUCGGAAACAGCAGCAGGAGUACUACGAGACGCAGAGACUAUCUGGACAGUUUCAUCAACCCCAGCCUACUUCACCUCUGAAGCUCCAGAGCACGGGCGAUUAUCAGUCUCCUUUCCAAAGUCCGUUCCAUACUGGACAACAGCAGUCCCAGCAGCAACCGCAGGCGGCAAAUAAUACCGAUCUGCUUGUUGAUAUAUUCGGACCGACCCCUGCUGCUGCCUCCACAACAUCUCCUGCACCAGCCACUAGCACUUACCCGCAGUAUUCUCAGCCUGCAAGUCAGACCACGUUUGGAGCCGUCUAUCCUCAAACUACUGGGUCGAAUUUCUAUAAUUCUCCGCCGACAUCGACGGCGCCGACGUUCGGCGACCAGACACAUUCCAACUCUCCGUUUGCAUCAAGCUCUCCAUUUGCGCAGCCAGCGACGACCUCGACUACUUCUCCGUUUGCCCAGCCAGCUACAAGCUCAACUACUUCUCCAUUUGCCCAGCCAGCUACAAGCUCGACUUCUUCCCCGUUUGCAAAUCCAGCUAGCAGCAACGCUGCAACUUCAUCUCCAUUCGCUGCCAGAUUUUCAAACCCAGUCAGCAGUAGUGCUGCGACCUCAUCCCCAUUUGGUGUCAGCUCCGGAACGAAUUCACCGUUUUCGCAGCCGCAGCAAUAUCCUCAGCAAUCAUCAAAUUCGCCGUUCAAAAACACCUCGAGCAACUCGCCAUUCUCCACUGCGCAGCCGGCGUCGACGAGUUCUGCGUUCCAGUUUCAGCAGACACCGACAUCGCCUGCUUUUAAGCCAACCACUCCGUUCAACACGACCCAGCCUGUGCAGUCGCAUACCACUGCCUCAGUUCUCGCAGCCCACUGGACAGUAUUCGCAGCCCACCAAUACUGGCUACCAGCCCCCCUCGCAACGGUUCCAGUAUUCCCAGCCCACCGGAUACAACAAUUUUUCUGCACCUUCCUCUACCGCCCCGCAAACGGGAUAUGCAGCUGCUCAAACCUCGCAGUCACCCUUCCAAGUCUCAUCGUACCCUACAGGUGGACAGCAGCAGCCGACGUCGCCUUUUGCAGCUCAGCAUGCAAGCAUGACUUCAGACACGCCUACACGAUCAAACAAUCCGUUUGCGCAGGACUCUUCCUAUGGUACUACUGGCAAUAGUGCACCGCCGUAUGACAAUCCCACUGGAAACGGUGGAUUUACGCAUACACAGAGAUCGUCCAACGAUUUCAGUCUUCUUUAAUUUUGUUUCAUAGUAGUUUUUUGUUCUUGUGUGUUUAAUGGAGAUUGAUAAAGUGGGAUUUUUGUAACUGUCUGUUUGUUUUUAAUAUUUGGUCACUUUGUGUAUUCUCUUGUUCUAUUUGUUGAUCUGUAGAUGUACUUUUUAAUCAAUCAGAGAAAUGUUGGAGAGAAAAGAAUGUGCGCUUGUAACGUAUGUCUAGAAGCUCCUUCCUCGGGACCACAUUGAGCUGUCAAAAUCAGACUCUGGUACCGCAGGCUUCGGGAUUAGCGUACAAAGAAUAUAGUUAGCCGCUUCUUUAUAGUAUAAAAUAGAUUGCCAACUCAUUUUA
Molecule: messenger RNA, 2395 nt
Organism: Myxozyma melibiosi
Lineage: Eukaryota; Fungi; Ascomycota; Lipomycetes; Lipomycetales; Lipomycetaceae
Exons: 7
Coding region: 87-1985 (632 amino acids)
Biological process (GO): endocytosis
Cellular component (GO): plasma membrane; endosome; clathrin vesicle coat
Molecular function (GO): clathrin binding; phospholipid binding
Source: RefSeq, a predicted model, not a curated record